Molecule: messenger RNA, 6578 nt
Organism: Struthio camelus australis
Lineage: Eukaryota; Metazoa; Chordata; Aves; Struthioniformes; Struthionidae
Source: RefSeq, a predicted model, not a curated record
UUCAACAGGUCUCGUGGUGGUGGCCUUGGCUCCCGCAAACAGAAAGAGCUGCCAACAGAACCCCCUUUCACAGCAUAUGUGGGAAAUCUACCCUUCAACACUGUUCAAGGAGACAUAGAUGCUAUCUUCAAGGAUCUCAGUGUAAGAAGUGUACGACUAGUCAGAGACAAGGAAACAGACAAAUUUAAAGGAUUUUGUUACGUAGAGUUUGAUGAGGUGGAAUCACUCAAGGAAGCUCUUACGUAUGAUGGUGCACUUUUGGGUGACCGAUCACUCCGAGUGGACAUAGCAGAAGGCAGAAAACAGGACAAAGGUGGUUUUGGCUUCAGAAAAGGUGGUGGGCCUGAUGACAGAGGAAUGGGAGGAGGUUCCCGAGAAUCCAGAGGAGGUGGAUGGGAUUCCAGAGAUGACUUCAAUUCUGGAUUCAAAGAUGAUGACUUCUUGGGAGGUCGGGGUAGAGGAACUCGUCCUGGAGACCGGCGACCACCUGGUGCCUCAAUGGGAACUGGUGGCACCGGUCGCUUCAGAGAUGGGCCUCCCCUUCGUGGUUCUUCCAUGGACUUCAGAGAGCCAACAGAAGAGGAAAGAGCACAGCGACCCCGACUUCAGCUCAAACCUCGAACAGUUGCUACUCCCCUCAAUCAAGUAGCCAACCCCAACUCUGCUAUCUUUGGUGGAGCCAAGCCCCGAGAGGAAGUAGUAAAAGAGCACGACUGAGCUUGGGGUUGAGAGGGAAUGGGGAGGCGGGAGAAAAAGCAAGACAGUACAGAGUGACUAGCUCUGCUGGAAUGUCAACCCUGCAGUUUACCAUUCCUGCCAUCUGGCAUUUGUCCUCUUUGAAACCGAAAACACAGAGCUUGUGAAUGCAUGUCAGCUGUUAACAAGUGGUUUUUAGUACGUUCUUGGCUUUGCUGUAUCUAGUGCCUGCUUUGUGCUGAGUUUCCCUCUUCUGUUUCCUUCUAAGCAGCACAAUUGCCAGUAGAUAAGGCAGUGUAGCUGCUUCCACCAGUGUGGAGGUCUCUGGACAAAGGUGCUGCUUCACUUUCUCCUUUCUGGGUUUCUUUUACUUUAGAAGCACAGGUUAGACUUAGUUAUUACCCUGUAUUGUUUCCUUUUACUUCCUCAGUGCUCCUCUUCUGGCCUGCAUGUCUUGUUCUGUAUUGCUGUGGCUCUGAAGAGGAAAGCUGGAGAGUCCAGACAAGUUGAACAGUUAGAGUAAUUUACAGCUCUAACCAUGUAGUGAGAUACCAUUUAUGACAAUUGAUGACAGAAUUACUGUAUACAGCAGAGCCUUUUGUAAACCUAAGGGAGAUAACUGCCCUUUCACAGAGGUCACUGUGAACUUCCAACUUAAUAGAUACAAAUAAAAUUAGCUGAGAAGAAGCCUGGUGAAUAGGUGGAGUCUCUAUGGAUAAAGCAUCUGCCAGUAGACUUUUGCUGCUGGCUGGCUAUUGACUUAAAUGGUAUGAUACUACACUUCUGAGCUCAAGGUUAGUGCUGCAAAAAUGUGCCUAUUUGAGCACACUGCUCGCAGGCUCUUUCUGCUUACAUUUCUUUGGGUUUUACAUGUUUGGUAAAUUUUUAAAUGAAGUUUCUACAAAUAAAAUUGACUUUUUUAUUUUUGUUUAAGGAGUGUAUACUUUGCCAUGCAGUAUGUAAUUGCUAUUAGCCCCUGUAUUUCUUUAACCAGUGAUGUACAGUUUUAAGACCUCUGCUUUCAGAAUACCUUGAAAAUGGGCAGACAAGAAUUCAUUAUGCUAUAGAUUCUGCUCAUAUAGAAGUUUGGGUAAAAAGCAUCUCUAGUUGCCACAUCUGUCUGAACUUAAUGUUUCUUGCCAGUGUUCCUGGGAGUGUGUGUGUGUGUGUAUGGGAGGGAGGGGAAGGGGAGGCUGGAGCACAGGGAGAGAGUAUUCAUGUUUAAAAACAAAACCUGGAUCUAUAAUACUGUAGAUAGGUCUGAUGCAUGAGAAGAACUCUUGGGCCCCUAAUGCUAGUGCUGACAGCCUUCAGAUAAAACAGCCAACACACCAGAGUACUUGCAAGAAGAGUUUGGAAGCAUGGCUGCUUCGCUGCGAGCCUCACUGCUAGUAGUGAAUUUCUUCCUUAAAGUUACCUUUGUCACAUCAGAGUCCCAGCAAUUUACAGAACUACUCUUUCCUUCUUUUUGCCUGUCACUUAAUCUGCUUCUGAGAUAAGAACCAUUUGUCUAACACUAAUACUUAAUUUAAGACAGACAUGCAUUUGUGUGGUUGUAUUCCAAACCAAUGAUUUGACCUAGUUACAUCUUCAAUGUGGAAAAGAUUUUAAGAACAAAAUUCCCAUACGAAAACUCACCUCUAGUCAAGACAGUUGACUUUUAAAUGUUAAAAAAAAAAAAAGGAAAAAGGAAAAAAUUCCAAACACUUAACACAUUCUGCUUCAUAACAAAAUAAAUUUAUGGAUAUGGUAUUUUGUGAAUGAUCUUUUAAAUAAAAGAAAACAUUAAGUAAUAUUUAACAUUGGUCUUUAUUUGAGUCUGCUAUAGCUUGUUUUGUCUCCAGUUCUCCAACACGGAGUUAAUCUGGAAAUUUGGCUCCCUAAAUCUUACAGGGCAACUGUACCAGCCCCACUACUCAUACACAUAAGUGGGGAAGGGAAGAGAGAGGGAGGAGUUUAAUUUAGACAAGAGUUGGGAACGUGCAGGUGGCCGAGCUUGGGCAAAUCGGGAGGCAAGCCCAAGUUCUUUGUCCUGUGGCUUCUGUAUAACUUUGGUUAUAUUGUGAAGGCAAUUGCUAAGCAGAGUUCAGAAGUCUUAUGGUUUGCAGUUUGUAUAGCUCGUGGUUCCAUUUGUUUUCCAGAAGCUGGGUUCUGUUAACCUCUGAGCAAAAUCCCUUGCCUGGUAAAGGACAAAACUCUGUGACCUCCCAGUCUGAGCAGUGAACAAUUUAAUGUAGUGUCCUGAUGUGCUGUGACAGAAAGUGAAAAGAUUGGUUUGCUGCUACUUUUCCCAGUUUCUCCCAAGCUUUUGACAAAGUCUUUUCCCACUAGACGUAACUGUUAAUGAGUCUGUUGCCUUUUGCCUUUGGAGUAAUGCAUGCUGCAGGGUAAGUUAAAAGAUAUUUUUAUUGAGGAAACAAGCUGUGAUCUUCCUGCUGGACUUAAUGCUUUCCAUUGCAUGAAAGGAUGGAAAGUGUGCCUGCCUUCCAGCUAUUCAGUCCAACCUCUGUCUUUGGGCUUGCUCUUACGACUGCUUGAGCAAAGAAUCCAAAUCCUGCUCUGGAGCAUCAUGCUGAGACAUCUUGUGUACUAGCACCUGACUGUCCUAUAUGAAUAGUUACCUGAGGUGUAAGGGUAGGACUAGCUCGCUGGAGGUAAUGGUCCUUCAACUGCCCCUGCAAGACUUGCUCAUAGCUGGUCUUUUAAAGCUCACAAUGGUGGAAGCAGCAUUUUCAUUGUUCUGCCUGGAGAAAAGCAGCACUGGUUUGUGAGAUAGUAGAGAGGUAGAAUAUGGCUCAUCUUGUUCCAGUAAAUAGUUUUCCGUACCCAUUAAUCCUUGUUUGGUCAAUGAUUUCCUAGUAGUGAAAAGGGCUUAAUGCUGAUACUGUUUAAUAUCUGUUUUGAACAGUGUUCCUUGGAUGCAAGUAUUAACGAGUUGCCUGGUUUCUUUGGAGUAUCCUGCCUUAUGCUGCUUCUAUGGUUUAGGGUCAGACUUCUCCAUUCCUUUUUCUCUUCCCUCUUCAAGAACUUGUUUAAUUGAUCACCAUUUGCAAACUAAAUUAUUCCAGUACAGAAAUAUAUCAAACUAGCUCAUGUCAACAGCUGACAAAACUGUUUUCUUAUGAACGUGGCAUUUAGGUUUUAUAGGAAGAAGCAAGAUUUGCCCCCUCCUACCAGCAAAACACAGCUAAUGCUUAGGCUGUGACAUAAUUUACCUGCAGCUUCAAGGUAAACGUAGCAUGGCAAAGCCUAGACCAAGAAAGUUACCAGCAGUGGCAACAAACAGAUAAUUCACUUUCUGGCUAUUCAUAUUCUCACAGUUAAUUUUGGUGGCUGUGCAGACCUUUCUUGAAGGUUGAACUUAAAAGCCAGGAAUGUGGUAGACUUGUUUUGGAACUGAAAUUGAAUUAAGGCAUAGCGCUGCUUUGCUACCGUAGAACGUACUUCAUCCUCUUUCUCCAAUUGGGUUGCAGUUGGUGAAGGUGGCUAGUAUGGCAUCUCUGGAAGAGCCGAAGGAGAAACUGCAGGAGUAAGUAGCGUCUACCAUGCUGCUGAACUGCAUUCUCCACCACAGAAAAAUAAACACUGGGCCUCCAAACCCAGGAGUGGUCCUGGGAGAGCUAAUCACAGCAGUCUGGUACUGGCCCUGCGUGUGGCUUGCUGGCUCAUCAAGCUGUGAGGUCUGGCCCAGCAUCCAAGUGGGCUCUUUAUGCUUGUGGUCAUGAAUGCUGUUCUGAUGGCUGAAGAAACAGGUGGAAGGGUUCAAACGUUCAGUGAUGGACCGGUGAUUGAAUCAAGUUAAAGUUAAGCCCUCGAGGGUGACUUACUUGCCUUUCUAAAGUAGCAACAAGUUGUUAGGCUACUAGCAAGAUACACUGAAACACCGGGGCUACUAAUACGUUUCCAAUGUUGACCAUGUAUUUUAGAAGUUCUGCUAGCCAUACUGGAGCUGGUUGUGAUAGAGUGAUCUUGACCAAGACUCACUGUCCCAGUGCAAUUUUGGAUGAUGUUGGUAUUUUUUGAAUCUUUGUAUUAAUAUAAUUAUAGUUUCAAUCCUGACUUUAGCACAGAGUAUAGUAGGAGCGUAUCUGCUACUUGUAGUAGUAGCAGCUGCUGCUUUGUCUUCAGAAAAGAUAAUAAAAUCUUGCGUGCUUUAGAACAAAUCGUAUGAUAUUGCAACUCUACCUUUUUGUACAAAAGAUGUAAUAAUAAAGCCGGCAGAAUUCUGCAAUGCGUUAGUGACCCCUUCAUUACAGCAGUCAAGUGCAGUAACUCUCAGAGCGGCCCUUGUCCCGCUGACUGCUUUGAACAAAGCGAUUUGGAAUAACCUUUUUCCCAGGAAUCUCCUCAGACAAACGCGGCGCGUGUCAAGUUUGCUCCAAGCAGUGCAGUUUAAAGCCAGACAGAGGUCACUGCUUUUCUAAACUGACCUCAUUCCUUCUCACUGUGUGGAAAUAACUCUCAUGAUUAUUCAAACUGGCUUUCAGCAAGAACCCGGUCAAUGAGCAGUUACCUGCGGGCUGCUUUACAUUUGUGUUGAAGUUUGUGUCUUAACGUUCUGGUGGUAUUUUACUAUAUUUUACUACCACAGGAGAGCAAAGGCUCUGAAGGAGUGAGGGUGUUAACAUAUAUCCUGACAUACUCUGGUGCAGGAUCAGUUACUUCUGUGGUUCUCAAGGGCAUUUCUUUGGACUUGAUUCUGGAGUUGCAAUUCCUGGGUGUUUCUUAUCUUAAAUUUUCAGAAAGGGAAGUUGCUGUGGCUGAGGAGGAAUUUGAUUUCCAGCUGAGAUGGGGAUUUUCUAAGCUGGUAGCUGAAUCCUUCCUCUUAAAUGCCACUUAACCCAUUACAGGGUUUUAAAGAAUCAAGUAUAUGUAAAGUUGCAGCGGUUUGCUAUAGCAUGGACCAUCUUUUACUAGGCGCCUAAAUUUUACCUACGAAUUCUACAAUUCUGCCAUUUGUGAUACCACUCACUAUAGUGAUAUUAAGCCAAACUUACUAGAGGAAUUUAAAAUGAUGUAAUCAUUCUUUGACUCUGCUUUCUGAAAUGAUUUAAUCUUUUAAUGCCAGACACUUGACUCUGAAGCCUGAUGCACAUUAGUAAUAGCAAUACCCUGCUGUGACUUUGCAUGCUCUGGACUAACUGGAGAAACGCACUACCAAAGCUAUACCUGCAUGGCUUGGACCUUUCCUGCUCACAGAGGUUUGCGAGGGAGUAUUGCUUUUUCCUGCUCGUAUCUAGGGGAGCCUAGAGGGGCAUAAGAAAUGGGAGGGCAGGUUCGGGUUUCCCUGUAUGAUGUCACGGUAUGCGUACGGUGUCACGGUGGUUAGGUCUGAGAUCACGUUCCUCCUCUUAACUGUAGCUGUUUGGGGGACUAGCUCUAAAGCAUUUUAUGGUUUCCUUUUAUAUAGCUGAAAUGACUCUGUUACAUAACCUUGCUUGCUCAACACCAAGUUAAUUUUAGCAUUGGCUUUCCUCCUUUCUGUCCCCUUCGGAGCAAAGUGUGUCCAAAGGCUUUAAGGAGCUGCAGCACUGUUACAGAAACAAUCUGCUUGCCUGUAAACUCACAAGUUGUCGUGUAAAGCUGUAGAGUAUCCCAGGGUUGCUGUUUGGGAUAUGUGAGCUCUGGGAACGCUGCCUGUACUUGUGCCAACUUCUGUCCGCCUAGGUUUCAGCCAGAUUAGCGCGCAGCACGUAGGGAUUUGCUUCCUACUGUGAGGCUGUUUUGUUCAUGCCACCGUGCUCCCAAGAUCUGCCUCUUUAUUUGAAAUAAACCAAAAAUCACUAAGUACCUCUAUAAACCCCUGCAAAUUCUGCACUGUAAUGAAUCUGUAUAAUUUGUACUGCUGUAUAAAAAUCAAAUAAAAGCAUUCAAGCCUUCUA